This is a messenger RNA of Pteropus alecto (black flying fox), 1312 nucleotides long. It is a transcript of the gene SFT2D2, whose product is annotated as SFT2 domain containing 2. Gene Ontology annotation, cellular component: membrane. The transcript has 8 exons. The annotation marks the transcript as partial. The record is from RefSeq and is a predicted model, not a curated record. Gene Ontology annotation, biological process: vesicle-mediated transport. NCBI's taxonomy places the organism in Eukaryota, Metazoa, Chordata, Mammalia, Chiroptera, Pteropodidae.
UUUAAAAAACACCCCCGUUGGUGCCACGCGGUGCUCAGGCAGCGGACCCCAUCCAGCCAGCCCUGCUGGCCACUUCUCCCCCACACGCAGCCCGGGGCUCCUUUCCACCUGGGCGAGGUGGUCGAGGCGUCGUCGUUAAGCUGGAGCACCAGAAUCAAAGGCUUCGCUGCGUGUUUUGUUGCAGGAAUUGUCUGCUCACUGCUGGGGACUCUUCUGCUCUGGGUGCCCAGGAAGGGGCUGUACCUCUUCGCGGUGUUUUACACCCUUGGGAACAUCGCAUCCAUUGGGAGCACCGUCUUCCUCAUGGGACCCAUGAAACAGCUGAAGAGAAUGUUUGAGCCCACACGUCUGAUCGCGACUAUCAUGGUGCUGCUGUGUUUCGCACUCACCCUGUGUUCUGCCUUUUGGUGGCAUAACAAGGGGCUCGCACUCAUCUUCUGCAUUUUGCAGUCCCUGGCCCUGACGUGGUACAGCCUCUCCUUCAUCCCAUUCGCAAGGGACGCCGUGAAGAAAUGUUUCUCCACGUGUCUUGCGUAACAUGCGGCGGCCAGUUUUGCAAAGCGUUUGGAGGCCCCGUGGACAGAAGCUGGUGGACACUGUCGUAAUAUUUCCCAAACCUCUCUCACAGACACGUGCCUUUCAUCUUGCAGCCGUGUGUUGCUCCCUGUCCAAACACUUGCGGGUUGCUCUCGGAGGCCGCAGUGCGACCCCAGUCCCAGACGUCUCGCACACAGGAGGAGCGGGUCCUCUGUCUUACCGAGAGGACACGUCCCCACGCACCGUCUCCUCUCCAGAUGGUGUUCCACUGAAUUCUCCUCAAUAAAACGCGCGUUGAGCAGCAGAUAAGCCUCGGGAGCCGGGGAUGGCCAGCAGACAGGCAGCCCCAUCGGAGAUGGCAGUAAGGGACAGAGUUUGGGGGUCAACAGGGGCUUUGUAGACUUGUCCCUGAGCGUAGAGACCACGCCCCCUGCCCCGCACAGCGCGGACACGGUUCUGCCCUCCGACCGCGGUGCGGGAGGGGCCCGUGGUGCCGGGUGGCGGUUGGCGGCCGGCGGCCUUCCACCCGAGCCUGGGCACUCAUGCUGCCUUCCGAUCCGCACCUGGCUGGGUGCACACUCUGCCUCUUGGGGUUCUCCGGCUUAGUCCCCACCCCCACGUCUUUACUGGUCGCCCCUGGAAUGAGGUUGGGGAGAGAACAAAGCAGGAGAGAAUCGCUUUUCCUUUUGGACAAGAGCCAACAGGGUCUGAAAAUUUUUGCUGUCCUCUGCCACAUUUUUUUUCCGUUGUUUAUAAAUGUUUGCUUUUAAACCGA